Molecule: messenger RNA, 2700 nt
Organism: Cutaneotrichosporon oleaginosum
Lineage: Eukaryota; Fungi; Basidiomycota; Tremellomycetes; Trichosporonales; Trichosporonaceae
Source: RefSeq, a predicted model, not a curated record
AUGGGGCUGCUGCAACGGCGCAGCGUGUUCAUGCAUGAGGAGCUCAAGGGCGAGCCGAGCUUCAAGAAGGGGCGGGGGCGCAAGGCGUCAAUGCCGAGCUCCAAGCCGCCCGUGAUCGACAAGGACAAGGAGCUGCCAAAGCGCAAAAGCCUUGUCAACAUCCUCCGGCCAUGGAAAAGAGGGAAUGAGGCGCCCUCCGUCCCUACAUUGCCCCUUCCAAACGCUCCAUAUGCAAACGAGCGCGAUUUUGCACUCUCCUCUCCAACAUCUCCGAUCAAUCCUCUAGCGCCGCGACCCGUCUCGCAGGUCGGCGUCUCGCAGGCAGGCGUCUGCUCUACGUUUCCACGCCCUGCCUAUCCUAGCUCGGUGACGCUGCCAAACUUCAUACCUGGUCCGCGCCGGUUCUACAACCAGGGUGGAGCGAUGGACAGCACGUCGAGCUUUGGCGCGUCUCGCUCCACCCUGCAGUUGUCCGCUCAGCCAUCAUAUGCGCAUUACCCCACCUCACCGGCGCCAAUGACAAUCUCAGGCCCGAUACCUGGUAUUGGCGAUGUCCCACCAACGCGCUACAAUGACUUCUUCCACCCAUUGCCACAGCCGCCACCCGGUGAAAUAGGAAUCGCCCUCGCUGCUCCUCCGCACAGCCUUCACGUUCAAUCCCUCGGCAAACGCGAGUCGCGCCAGCGAAUUCGUCUCAGUGCUCAAACGACGAACACGAUGGUAUCUGGCUCCACGCACACGAGCCACACAAGCCACACUAUUCACCCCCCCACAUCCCAGGGUGCCCUUGCCGGUACCAGCCCACCAGCUUCACAAAGCUUGCACGGCGAAAGCCCCCUCGCGAGCAACCGUCAGAGCACUGCGACGAUCAAGCCGCUUAAGCGGCAAAGCAAGGGUUCGAAGCGUGCCAGCGAAGCCGACUUUCUCCUUGAUGCCGAGGUUGCUGCUGUGUUUUCCGACUUCCCAGGCGCGGAUGCGGACGUAAUUCCGCCAGUACCUGGGAUUCCGGCCGCUCUGGCCGCACUGGAGGGCCGCAGCACUGACCAGCCUGCGCCCUUGAUGCGCAGAGAGCCAGAGCGCCAGCGAACAUCGCGAGCCGCCGUGUCGAUGCUGCCCGAGCCGCGAUUUAAGUCGAAGAUCCCAGUACCGCAGCGUAUCCAUUCAAUGCUACCCGUCCCUCCGCCACGCCGUUCCAGCGCGCUGGUAGAGAAAAGCCUCCCUCCGCCGCCGCGACAGGCCUUCACAUCCCUUCGCCCACCUCCACGCUCGUUGGACUCUGGUUCUGGGUCUACAUCGUCGACCCCACCCGCUACAAGUCCCGGCCUGCCCUCGACUGGGCGUUUGCCUGCACCCGCAUCUCCGCGUCCCGACUCUCUCCUGUCCACCGCGAGCUGGGGUUCCUCCGCAGGCGUCCGCCUCUCUGAACGGCUAGGACGAGUCGGACGCGGCUCCAUUCCAUGGCGCGACAGCCCGGGCGGCACGCCAGAUCUAUCCACCGGUUCAGAAAGCGAGGGCGUGGAGGCGCUCGAGGACAAGCAAGGCCCUCGCAGCCCCCGCUGCGUCGGCGACGAGGAAAGUGUACGCUCCACUUCGUCGUUGUCGCACUGCCCGACAGCGCUUCUUUCACCCGUCUCGAGCGUGUGCGCCACCCCAUCCUCGGCAGCAGCGAACGGCGAAGGCCUGCUCUCGCCGUCGACCUCCACAGACUUUGGACUCGGUCUCGGUGUGCUCGUGCCGGGGCCGCGAAACACGUCGCCUACGCGCGAGAUUGCAGGACUUAGGGACCGCAAUUCAGUACUUGAAGCGACGAACUCGCGCCUCGAGGCCGAGCUGAGGCAGGUGCGCUCGAACCCGGGUCUACGUUCGUCGGUCGCGGCGAGCAUGUACAGCAUAUCGUCGCUGGCCGUGCGCGACGACAUCUCGAUUGGAUGGACAAGCCACAACGGUAGCUGCCUAGACCUUGCAAUGCCGGCACUUGUAGCUGAGAUUGACCAGCUCAAGCGUUCCGGCGCGGCACUCCAGGCAGAGUUACAGGGCCUCAAGACCCAGGUAUCCCUGCUCCUUCCACCCACUCCGCAGGAGUUGGCGGAGACUGAGACGAAUGACGGUUAUGUUCCCGGAGAGAGGUACAUUCCGUCAGCAACAUACGCCCUGCCUCCUGGGCGAGUGCAGGAGGUAGCUUCUGACGCCGACGACGAGCGCGACACGCCUACGCCGCGCCGCCGCGAGGACAGCCUUGGCAGCGAUCUUGCUACCUCGAGUGAGAGCCAUUCAAGCGCGUACUCUACCUCGAGCGCCGACUCCUCCUCGCCACUCACACCUGACUCAUCGGCCGAUUGUCCUGCUCUGCCUAAUAUCACAGAGCUCGCGCUCGACGGCAAGCCGGGCGACCGCAGCAGCAUCAUAAGCCUUACGCGCGGGGGUGCGCCGCUCACCAAACUGCCUCCUCCUCGAGGGUAUGCGCGUGCCCGCAGCCGCGUAUCUCCCGUUAACGUGAGCAAGGCGAAUGCCUUUGUGUCCGCCUCGGAUCCCUCCACGCCAAAGGCGACGACGCCUAAGGCCCGUCGCAUGCAGCGCAACAGCAUUCAGCCCCCUCCCCGAAGCGCUGUUACGCCGCGCACUAGCGUUUUCAACAUGGGGACGGCGGUGCCACCGGCACGGCCACCUCGCCGUCGGCCCGUACCAGCCGUCGCGGCCUAA